Microbotryum saponariae is the source of this 2217-nucleotide messenger RNA. The record is from the annotation of a GenBank genome assembly. NCBI's taxonomy places the organism in Eukaryota, Fungi, Basidiomycota, Microbotryomycetes, Microbotryales, Microbotryaceae.
AUGAUGCAGGCACUAUUCAACAAGGGCGCCACUUCCAUUGGCAUCCAGUCCGCAAUCACGUAUCAGGGCUCGCCCAACCCGGAUCACUUCUACGAGGACGAGGUCAUCACUGCUUCCGCGAGGCGCGAAAGCCACUCGACCCAUAUCCCCAUCGAGACAAGCUACGUCGACAAGGCCGAAUGGGAGGCCUCCAUGCCACUGCAAGGGCUCGAACGUGACAUCCAUGGCAUCAAGCGACGCCGGAGCGCCGCGCCGUCGUCGUGGCCGCUGGCGUGGAGCAAAGGGGACCGGGCGCCGAAACUACGGAGAGGGGCCACUUCGCCCACGUCGUAUGUCAAUCGCCGCAUCCUUUCGGCUAUUCUCAUGGCUAUCUUUUUCGUAUUUUUCGUCGUCAUGGUCAUUCUCAAGGACACAUCCGGCGAGUUGGCGACGGCCGAAUCGCAGUCCUCGCGCGGUUCCACCUCGGGGGCAGCGUCGACUCUCGGCGACGCCUCGGCCACAGGGACCGACCGAUGGUCCGAUGCGCCGGGUCGGUGGAAGCACGAGGUGACCGGUUGGGGGUCCAAAACCUGGCUGUCAGCACAAGAAAAGUUCAACAAAGCCAACAAGAAGCUUUUGAGUUCGUUCGGACAUGUGCACGGGCCUACGGCGGCCACACCCGCAACUCGGCCAGAGGCCGCUGCCGACAUCCAGAAGCUCAACAUGAAAAAGGUGCAAAUUAAAGAGGGUAUUCUGCGUCACUGAGUUCGCACGUCCCGGGGCACUGACUGGGGUCGAAUUACUUUCAGAUCUUCAACCACGACACGCCCCAGCCCACUCUGGAAAUGCAGCUGAAGAAGGGUGUUCGAUACAUCACCAGCAUCGCAUACGGAGGCCAUGGUCAGUUCGACCCAUCCACUUUGUACGUUUUCGCGACUGACGCCCCUUUCCUGGUUCCCAUUCCCUCUCGUAGCAAAUCAAAUGAUCAGCAUCGCGCGCCAACUCUUGCUCGCCAAGAUGACAAAUCGGGUCGCUAUCAUGUGAGCCACCGGUUUCACAGCUAUCGCUUUGUGCCCCGUCUAGUCCCACGCGUGCUGAAUGUGCGCGCAUUUGCUACCGAACUCGUUCGAUCCCUGCAGCCCGACGCUGCUGCCGACCUGGUGGCAAGGCGGUUCCAAGGACCUGACGGACUAUUACGAUCUGGACCGGUUCGUGGCGGACUCGGGAAUCCCGGGAGUGACGUGGUCGUCGGUAAAGCCACUGACGGACAAUGUGACCGAAGACAUCGCGUGUUGGUCUGUGCACGAGGCGACCGUCGGCCACGGCCUCUCCUUCGUGCCCUCGAUGGAUAUGCACGGCAUGAAGGUCACGCCCUGGGCGCUUCCGCCACUGCAGCGCGGUGAUGGCGGCUUCGACCUCGCGUUUGAUGCGUUGCGCAUCUUUGACUACGACCAAGGGGCGAAAAUUCGCUGGCUCGACACUGUCCGCGCCCAGAUGCUCCCGCAAGAGCCGUUGGCCGACGGCAAGGCGAUCCCCAUCGACCACGUGGAAGAGCGCUACAAAAAUCGCAAGACCCUUUUCGAUCCUCGUUCCCCCGUGGUGCCCACUCACCAAAUGUUUUGUUUGGACAACACGAUGUUCGUGGGGCCAUUGGGCUUUCAGCGGCCCGAUUUUCACGACUUGCCGCUCGAGGCGCUCGUUCCCGGGGAGGAGUUGUCAUGGAUCGAGGCCGGGCAGCACAUGCACUUCAACGAAGCGCUCGAGGGCCAUGCCGACGCCGCUCUUGUCCGGCUUUUCAACGUCAAGACGAUUUCGGACGUGCCGCCGUUCAUUACAAUGCACAUGCGGCGAGGGGAUUUCAAAGAGUUCCUCGGCGCUUUCAUCCCCCUCGAGGCGUACACCGAGGCUCUGCGCAAACUCCGGGCACGGCUCCAGGAGAGGAUCGACGAUCCGGAGGGGUUCGUGGGUCCUGGCCGCAAGCACUUUAAAGUCUACCCUGGAUACUCCGCGGCGGACUACCGCGUGAUCGUGUCGACCGAUGAAGCUUCCGACAGCGAUUUCGUCAAGGAGGUCAAGGCUUUGGGUUGGCUCGUGGUCGACCACGAGGAGUUGGGCACCGAGAAGCUCGGACGAUGGCACAACCAGAUGCUCGACUUUGCGCUGUUAGCUCGGGGACAGAGCUUUGUCGGCACCCCGAGAUCGACGUACUCGCACAUCUCCUCGGCGCGGGUUAAGUAG